Engraulis encrasicolus (European anchovy) is the source of this 1483-nucleotide messenger RNA. It is a transcript of the gene sft2d1, whose product is annotated as SFT2 domain containing 1. The record is from RefSeq and is a predicted model, not a curated record. Bases 137 to 766 code for a protein of 209 amino acids. Gene Ontology annotation, cellular component: membrane. Lineage: Eukaryota; Metazoa; Chordata; Actinopteri; Clupeiformes; Engraulidae. The transcript has 8 exons. Gene Ontology annotation, biological process: vesicle-mediated transport.
CUCUGACCCCCUGUCGACACGCCCAGGCAGUUACAGCAACAGCUUAGCAAAGUUUGCAAAACGUCGAAGAAGUAGCCGCAUGAGUCUCUGAAUUAACAAGUCUUUCAAAACAAAUAACCACCAAGCUAAAACGACAAUGGACAAACUCCGCCGUGUUCUCAGUGGUCGUGAGGAGAAUGAGGAGCUGGGUCUGACGGCACAGGUCCUGGAUGCCUCCACGCUGAGCUUCAGCACCCGUGUCAAGUGGUUCUUCAUCUGCUUUGCGUCAGGGGUCCUCUGCUCCAUACUCGGCUCAGCAUUUCUCUUCAUGCCAAAGAAUGGCCUCAAGUUGUUUGGGGUGUUUUACACAUUGGGGAACAUCUCUGCCCUGUCCAGCACCUGUUUCUUGAUGGGGCCGCUGAAACAGCUGAAGCGUAUGUUUGAGCCCACCAGACUCAUAGCCACCUGUGUCAUGCUGCUCUGCCUGAUUUUGACUCUGUGUGCCGUUUUCUGGUGGAAGAAGAAUGGGCUGGCCAUAAUCUUCUGUAUUCUCCAGUUCCUGGCCAUGACAUGGUACAGUAUCUCCUACAUUCCAUUUGCCCGUGGCCCUGCCUGCCUACGUUGUGCGCGUUCCCCAGGCCCCUUUCCAGUAGGCGUCCCCAGCUUCUCGUCAGUUUUCUCUGCACGUGCCGCCUGCUCCUCUGCCAAGUCUCCGUACAGGGCAAGGUGGUUGGAGUCCUCGCUUCAGAACGAUACACAGUCAUUCGAACUUCCCCCUAUCCCUUAAAAUCAAUAAACUGUGAUAACAUUUGCUUGUCCAUGUUCUGUCUCUGGCUCUAGUGUGAAUCAUUGACCCAGAAUGAUUGCGAUCAGGAAAGGUUCAGAACUAAACAAAAAAAAAAUGCAAUGCAGCUUUGCAAUUGUUGGGUUUUUAUUUUGACAAGUUUUCAUCCUUUCGUUUUCCAUGUUUUUGAAAGGUUUGGUAUGAAUGGCUCACAGGAUUUUGUUUAACAGCUGCUAUGAAUUUAUGUAGUCACACUUUUAGAACGUCUAUAGGAUAUGUGUUGCGUUUACCUUUAAUCACAUUGUACAUUUGUUUUGCACCCGUUAGGUCUUGAGUUAAAUGGAAAAAAAACAAGCAUGACAAUGUUGUAUGUAUGCUGCUGUAUGACUUUAAAAGACUACCAAAACAACCUUUUUUUUCAGCUGUGCAAGUAUGAUAAAAAAUGAUGAACACCACCAACACCCAUCUCGUGCUCAGCAACACACAAUGACAAUUGAAUAAGAAAUAAAAUAAGAAAAAAAUAAGUUAUUCCAAAAUAAAAAAUUGUACCAACAAUUCACCUGAAUAUAGCAUGAAAAAAAAUACUAAAUCAACCCCUUUUUUGUCCAUUUUAAACUUCAUCUGUUUCGUAUUGUGAUCAGCAUACCGGUAUACAGUCGGAAUACAACAACAGCAGAACUAGACAGCACUGCCCUGGUUGACUUUGUCACAGUUUCCAGU